AUUGCUCUCUAGUCUAUGGAGCUGGUCGGGAAUUCUGGGUGUGUGGUGUUGGUUGCGAACUGACAGGCCAAGAAGGUGCAGGCGGAGGCUUUGUAGGCACUGCUUAGGGGACGCCCUGUGGGUCGAGGACGACGCCGCCUGCUGGGUGCAUCUGUGCAAAGCCCUACCCGGUCCCUUGACUGUCGCCAUUUUUCUCCGCCCAGGAGCAAUGAUGGCGGCGGCUGCGCUGAGGGACCCAGCUCAGGGCAGUGUGACCUUUGAGGAUGUGGCCGUGUACUUCUCCUGGAAGGAAUGGUGUCUUCUUGAUGAGGUUCAGAUACACCUGUACCUUGAUGUCAUGCUGGAGAACUUUGCACUUGUAUGCAUGCUGGAUUCUUGGCACACAGUCAAGGAUGAAGAGACACCUUCUGAACAGAACAUAUGUGUGGAGGGAGUUUCACAGAUUAGGAACCCCAGGGCAGGUUCAUCUCCUGAGAAGGCCCAGCCCUGUAAGAUGUGUGUCCCAGUCUUGAGAGACAUUUUGCACUUGGCUGAAGAGCAAGGAGCAAAUAGGACACAGAAAGCAUACACAUGUGGGGCAUGCAGGAAACAAUUGUAUUUCACUGCAAAACUUCAACUGCACCAGAAGCAGCACAUUAGGGAGAAACCCCUCCAGUGUGAUGUGUGGAGACCCACAUUUUUGAAGAGCUUCACAGUCAAUGCAUCAGGGAUUCUCUCUAUGUACAGUGAGAUUGGGAAGGAAUUCGUGGCCAACAUGGGACUUCAGCAACAGACCGCUAAUACCAGGAUGCAAUUAAACAAAAGUAAUGAGUGUGAAGCUGUUUUUCACAACGGAAAUAUUCAUCAGAGCUGGGAAAAAGGCAAGAAAGCCUUCAGCCAUGUAAACAUACUUGUUCAGGAUGAGGAAGUCGUCACUACUGAAGGGAUUUGUGAGUUCAGCAAAUAUGGGAAAGCCUGCAACCAGAGAAGUAAUCUUAUUCAGCACCAGAAAGUUCACACCGGAGAAAAGACUUAUGAAUGCAGUGAAUGUGGAAAAUUUUUUAGCAACAAGUCCAAUUGCCUUAAGCAUAAGAGAGUUCAUACUGGAGAAAGGCCUUAUGAAUGCAAGGAAUGCGGUAAAUCUUUUAUCCAAAGGUGGAACUUCAUUCAACAUCAAAGAGUUCACACAGGAGAAAGGCCUUAUGAGUGCAGUGAGUGUGGGAAAUCUUUUACUGGUAGGUCUGGCCUCCAAUAUCAUCAGAGAGUUCACACUGGAGAAAGGCCUUAUGCGUGCAAUGACUGUGGGAAAUCCUUUAUCCAUAGAUGUCACCUUCUUAUACACCAGAGAGUUCACACUGGCGAAAGGCCUUAUGAGUGUAAAGAAUGUGGGAAGUCUUUUACUGCUCGGUCUGGCCUUCGAAAUCAUCAGCGAUUUCAUACUGGAGAAAGGCCUUAUGAAUGCAAGGAAUGUGGUAAAUCUUUUAUCCAAAGGUGUAACUUCAUUCAACAUCAGAGACUUCACACAGGAGAAAGGCCUUACGAGUGCAGUGAAUGUGGGAAAUCUUUUACUGGUAGGUCUGGCCUCCAUUAUCAUGAGACUGUUAAUGCUGGAAAAAGCCCUUAUGAGUGCAGGGAAUGUGGGAAAUCUUUUACAGCUAGGUGUGGCCUCCAUUGUCAUCAGAGAGUUCAUAGUGCAGAAACGGCUUAUAAUUGCAGUCAGUAUGGUAAAUCAUUUACCCAAAGGCACCACCUCAAUGCCUUUAUGAAAAUCCACACUGGAGGAAUGCUUUAUGAGUGCAACAAUUGUGAUAAAUCUUUUGUCCAGAGGUGCCACUUGAUUCAACAUCAGAGAGUUCACACAGGAGAAAGGCCUUUUGAGUGCAAAGAAUGUGGUAAAUCUUUUAUCCAAAGGUGCAGCUUCCUUAAUCAUCAGAGAGUUCACAGUGGAGAAAAGCCUUAUGAAUGCAGCCAAUGAGGAUGCCACUGGGCUUGGAGGAGUUUGCAGUGGUAACAGAAUGGGAGGAACUGGUGUGGUCAUUGUGCAACAAAUGGACUAUUUGCACAGAGGAAACUUGGAGUGAGAGAAUGGGUUUCAUCUGCUUCUGAACUCCCAGCAACUGACAGGGAUUUGGGAAACAGUGCUAGGUUGACUGGUUCCAGGCAUGAAAAGUCUGGUCUCAGUGAUACUCUUUCACUCUGUAUCCAGCUUUGGGGAAUCAAAGAACACUUUGUCCAUUUUGAUACCCUGUUACCACCCCCCACCCCCAAGAGGCCUGCUUAUAACCACCCUGCCCCCCAUCACAUGGGACUGGACAGGACUAUUGUUUCAUUACGAACAAAUGUUGAUGGCUUUCCUAUGAAGGAUCCCAUGUAUGUACUUGAUAAUGCUCUGGUUCUACUAACUCCAUGCCACAGGUUGGUAGUGAAUCUGGGACAGCCAAAAUUGAGGGAAAGACUCGAAUUUCGGAUGCAGAUGUGACCCAGUCCCAGGACAGAGCAAAGUAAUCAAUGACAUACUCCACAUUAACGGAAGGAUAAAGAUCACAUGAUCAUCUCAAUAGACACAGAAAAAGCAUUUGAAAAAAUUUAGCAUUCAAUCAGGAUGAAAGUCAUCCAGGUGGGUAUAGAGGGAACAUAUCUCAAUAAAGGCCAUUUAUGAGAAACCCGCAGCAAACAUACUAAGUGGUGGAAAGCUGAAAGCCAUUCUCCUAAAUUCAGGAACAAGAGUAGGAUGCUCACUCCCACCACUAUUUCACAUAGUAUUGGAAGUCCUAGCCACAGCAAUCAGACAAGAAAAAGAAAUAAAAGGCACCUAAAUUGCAAGGAAGAGGUAAAACUCAGUUUGCAGAUAACAAGAUAGUUUACCUAGAAAACCCUAAGGUGUCCACCUCAAAACUCUUGGAACUAAUUAAGUAAUUAAUCAAAGCUAUAGGAUAUAGUACAAAUAUCCAGACAUCUGUUGCAUUUCUAUAUACUAGUAAUGAACUGUCACAAAGAGAAAGUAAAAAAACAAAACAUUUCAAGUCUCAUCAGAAAAAAUAAAAUACCUAGUAACAAAUUAACUGAGGGGUGAAAGAAAACUACAGAACAUUGAAGAAGGAAGUUGUAGAUAAUACAAAGGAAUGGAAAGUUAUUCUACGCUCUUGGAUUGGAAGAAUUAAUAUUGUUAUAAUGACCAUACUAUGCAAAGCAAUUGUGAAAUGGAAUGAAGACAUAAUGAAUGAGUUGAGUUAGAAAAAGUAUCUAAUGGGAUACAAAUGAAGAGCUCAUCUCUAUUGUCAUAUUUGUUCAGUGUCUCAACAGAUACUUAGAGCAGCAAUCUUGUGAGUAAGGCACAUUCUACUACAUGGGAUAUAUUCAUGCCCAAGACAUAAAAAGAAGUCAUUCCUAGUGGAAGUAACAUUGUAUAUGAUGGAAACUGCACCUAAGUAAUUAGAUUUUAUGGAAUAUUAGAAUGAGAUGCUCCUAUGAAAGAAAGAGGAGAAAAAGAGCAAGAUACAGUGGAGGAAAAACAGGGGUUUGGGAUGGGUUGAAAGAGCAAAAAAGGGUAUCCAGAAUAGGAUUUUGGUGAAGAUAGACAGUUGUGAAAAGAUUGAAUUGAGAUAAGGACAGCUUUCUUCCCACUUUUUGAAUUGUUAUAUAUUCAUUUUCUUGCUUUAUUGCAAUAGAGAACCUGUAGUAUAUUAGUGAAUACCAGUGCAAUGCAGAGAACUUCCUUCCUACUGAUGUGAAGUGUCCUAUUUAGGUCCUUUAUACCUAAUCUUCCCAGUCCAGAACUACACACAAUAUCACAGAAUACAUUCAUUUCUUAUCUCUCUUUAAUGUCCAUUAUUGUGAGACAGUUGCUCUGAUUUCCUUCAAGUUGUUUUCCCUUGCUGUUUUUUAAGGAAUGCAUGCCAACUAUUUUGUGAAAGUUCCCUCACUUUGAAUACAGUAAGAUAUCCAUAUAAAUAGAUUGAGAUUAUGUGGUAUUUUUGUUUUUAUUGUUGCUGUUUUGCUUCUGUCCAAGAUAAUACAGAAGUGCUGUCUUGUCCUUUUCAGUGUACCAUAUCAGGAAACACAAGAUGUCUGUUUUCCCAGUAUUGGUGAUGUUUCUGUUGAUUACUUCUUUAUGGUGAUCUCCUUUGGAUUUCGUUCUUACUACUCUGGGAUGCUGAGGAAGGGGUGUAGCAAGACAGUGUGAUCAUCUGUUUCUAAAUCUCUCUCUGGUUUCUGGGUGGAGAGGGGACUUAGGAGGAAGAAUUGAUGUAGGAGAGAGAACAAUUCUCUGUGUAGUUGGGAGUCUUAUGAUGAUAGCCUGGCCUAGGAUGAUGUCCUUGGAGAUGGUGAGGAGAGGAUGACCUGGGACACAUUAGGAGGCAGAGCUGGCAGGAUGUGUGCAUAAUUGACAUGUGGGGUGAGCCCCCAAGAAUGAUUUUUUUUCCCCUUCACUCCUCAAGCGCAGGCCCUUGCAUCUGUGGGCCUGAGGGUCUUAGCCUGCUGUGUUUGGUUUCUGGAUCAGCUGUGAGCUAUGUUGAGUAAUUUAAGCCAAAGUUUCCAAUGUCUGGGACACAGAAUAGGCAGGAGUGCUCCCUGACCCCAUGAUGGUUAUUUGGGUAGAUGAUUUUACAUUACCUUGCUUUCUUUGGGCCUGCCAAGGUUAGAUGAGACUGGAUAGGAAGCCUUGUGCGGCAGUGGUGUAUAUCUGUAGUAUCUGCAUCUACAGUGUAACAAGGCAGAGCCAAAUCUGACUACAUGUUGGAUCUGUUUCUUUUACUCUAACCUUUGCUUCCCACUGCUUUUGUUCAGUAGAAGGAUACUGUCUAUACAUAAUGGCCUGCCUCAGGGAACCCUGCCCCUCUGCCUGAAUGUUAAACCAAAGUGCCAUUGUUCAGGGAAGCAUGCCGACCUUGUUCCACCUGUGGUUGGCUGCAAGAAAGAUGAAAUUCAAACGUCCCCUCCCCAAUGCUGGCCAUUCCAGGGGAUAUUUUCAAAAGUUACGGCCAAUUUACUUUACUUUCUCAUCUCCUUCCCCUCUGUGUGCUAUAAGAGAAAUUGGCAUCUGAAGUCCAAUAAGAUGGUUAUUUUGAGACUUUAGUCUGCCUUCUUCUCAGUCUGCUGGCUUUCUGAAUAAAGUCAUAUUCAGUGCCUCAACAUUUCAUCUCUGUUUUAUUGGCCUGUCAUGCUGCAAGCAGAGUGAACUUGGACUCAGUAACAAAUUUGGUGAGCCAUCCAGGAGCCUUGCUGCUCUUGGCUAGCAGUGUGCCCUCAGGGAACAUUGGGGCAAGGCCCUUGCAGCUGCCAGGACCAUUUGUCCUGAAGAUCUUCCCUUCAAAAUUCCCUGAAGUGGCACUGGCUACCCCAGCACUUGGCAGUUGAAGCAAGGAACCAACCAACUUCUGCGAGUCCUCAAACUCCAUUUUGUAGGCUAAGUCUACCCAAUUUAUUUGUUUUGGUCUUGGCCUUAUUUUGGUUUUUUUUAUCUUUCUGUUGCAAGCUGACGGACUCAAUUUUGUAGAGUCACUCUGACGUGCACACCAGGAACAUAUUCCCCUCUCAGUUUGGGCUUUUCCUUGAUGGGAGAAGCCAAUUUGUUUGAUUGAGGUACACUGUUGGAGGGGGAAUUCUUGUUUGGACUCUACCUGAUUUGGAGCUGGUUUGUUCAGAACUAGUUCAUUUGUUUCAUAGGGUAAGUCUAUCCAAUUUGGGAACUAGUUAGGUGGUUUGUAGGGUAAGUCUACCCUCUUCAGGAACUGGCUUGUUGGUUUUGGUCUUUGUUUUGUGUGCAUUGAUGCUAGAACUUGGGCAUUUUGUGUUGGAAUUUGUUUGUAUCUUUUGUAUUUUGGUGUUAUGGAACUUAUAAAAAUUGGAAAUACUCCAUCUAUCCCGAAUGAGAGCCCUUUGGGGUAUAUAUUAGAUAAGUUGGUGAAAAAUAGCUGUGAGCCUAUGACUGAGAAAGACAUGAUGUACUAUUAUAAUAGGGUGUGGACCCAAUAUUUAAGAUCAGAAGAGUGAUGUCCCCUGAAUGGCUCACUGAAUUCUUAUAUGCUUUCACAGUUAGAAGUGUUUUGCAAAAGAGCAGGCUGCACUGGCAGUAUCUCCAACUUCCCACACACACCCCCCCACCCCCCUGCCACUGCCAUUGUAUUCACUGUCUCCUGUUUUCCCUACCCAUGGGGAUUAAAUAGAAAUUUCUAUGUUAACCUCUGGAGCACAGGAGGCUUAUUUUGUAUCAUCAUCUAAGACCCAACAGGGCACCCAGUUUGGACUGGGAGCCACUUCUGUAGCAAGGUAAUUUCCCUUGCACUGACAUCUUGAAAGAGGCCAGGGGACUCCCUUAGACUUGAGGCAUCAGAUUCUAAUUUCCCCACAGGAGCCCCAGGUAGUUUUGACAGUGGUGAACAAGUUGAUUGAUUACUUUCCCUAUUUAUCUUAAGAGGCUUGUAAAUAUUAAGGAAAAGGGGGGGGAGAUUAAAAAAGGGGAAACAAAGUCACCCUAUGGAAAACUUGCCUGUACCUUUUCAGUGCAAAUGUCCUAUCUGAUCUUCUCAGGUACCCUCAUCUCUGCCAUCUUUUUAAAAUGCAAACUUUGAAAAGAGGGUAAAGUAAUUUAGAAAUUGACUUGUCAAGGAUAAAUAAAAAAUCUAAAUGUCUUUUCUAUAAAAAUUCAGCCAUCCUGACAAGUGGGCUUGAUUUGUGCCAUCUGCCAGAAAUUUAAUUUUAAUUCAACCUCUUUUUGUAAACUGAUGAGUUUUACGUUGCUGAACUUGACUCAGGGCUGAAAUAUUGAAAUGAAAACUAUGAUGUCUCUCUGUCCUUGUAUGUCUCUUUGUCUUUGGAUAACAUUGCUGAGAUUGAUUUGUGGAUGAGCUAUGUUUAAUUGACUUAAAGAAAAACAAGCACUUACAAACCAAACAAUUGUAAAUAUAAGAAAAAUUAAGCUAAAUGAGUUUCAGGUUCUCAUGAACUGAGACACAUUCAGUAUUAAUGUUUGUUGAUGUCAGUCAUCAACAUUAUGUAUAAUACUUCUAUUGUGCCUAGUUUUAAUACAAGCUAAAUAAAAUCUUGUUAUAUCUGUUGCAAAUUUGUCAGCAAGCAAAAUAACUUGAUGUGAAGAAAUUUUAAGGAAAGAAAAUGCAAAUGAGAUAAGACCUUUAGGUGAAUUUUAAAAAUAAUUAUUUUUAGGGAUGUCUAUCUAAAAUUAAUCUUUCCAUACAUUUGACAACUUGAAAGAAUUGUGCUAAAAUAAACUUAGUGAUUGAAGGUUUGUGGAAAAGAGUUUUGCACGUGGUCAGGAUUGACUAAGUUUAAGAUAAGUUUAAUUGAGUAAGUAAAUUUUAAAAGUAAGCUGGUGCAAAACUUGAUUUGGCUUUUCUCUUUGUUAAGACGGGGUUUCUUAUGAUUUUGAACUGCCUUUGAUAGCAAAUUUUAAGUUUCUGUACGUUUUAAGUGCUCUCUUCUGUAUUUGCCUUUGAAAUCUUUUAUUGUUAUUUCAGCUAAGUGAAUACUGUUGCUUUACAAUGACCUGUGAUCCUAUCUGACUGUUUUAAACGCUUUUGAUAUUUUUUUGACAAAACAUCCCAAAUCAAAUUAUAACGAAGUUUCUUUGACCUCUAGCUAACUUCAAAGGGCCCCUGAAACACAUCAAAGAGAGAUAUUAACUAAUUACGUUCACUUGGUAUGUUAAAUUACAUGGAAGAUGUUGUCAAAUAAGUAAUAAAUCUUCUUAGAUUAUAUUGUAUGGUAAAUGAUACAGGUAUUCUAGAGUGUAUAUGGAGUUCUUAAAAUUUGAUAUGUCCUAUCAGUCAUAAUUCUAGUUAUUAUCUGAAAGUAUUGCAUGUCACUGCAGUAGCCACAUUACUUUGUCAGUUGCAUUGUAGUCAGAUUUUAACAUGCCUUCUUAAGUCUUUCGUGAUUAUAGACAGUUAUGGUUUCACUCUGAUGGCUUUGCAAAUAUACUUCCUCUUCAAGAAGAUUUAUAGAAAGGAGCUUUGGCUAAAUACAAGUUUCUGACUUUCAGACCAUCAUGCUGAGCUGGGUAAAAAAAUUGAAGAAUCCUAAUGGGAAACCUGAUGACUUCAUAAAGCUAUUAACAAGAAGGAUUAGUUACAUAACACUGAGUAAACUGGUGAAUAUGGUUAUAAUUUUUAUGGUUUCCAUCUGAAAAAUGACUUGUUUAAAUCUGUGUUUUCCAGGUGUAUGGAAAAUCUUCCCCUUAAACUAAUUACAACUUAUGGUAAUUUGGUGAAUGAUAUAUCUUUGUAAGCCAAAUUAUAUUCUAUGUCUCCUUGCUGCGCUAUGUCUUUGUCAAUGUUACUAGCUACAUUACAUCCAGUCUUUUAUAAGAUUAUUGUCUCUUACAGUACCCAGUGUGUAACCAGGCUUCCAACAAAAUAUCUAUGGUUAAACAUCUUGAGGAAACAGAUUACAUUUAUAACAUAAAAUAAUUGCAAUAGUGUGAUUCUAGGCAUGGGAAGCAGCAACAAGGGAAAAUGUCUCCUGGAUCAUAGGUAGAGGACCCAGAGACUCUUUAAUUAUCGAUAGAGUCUAAUCAAAAAACUAUCAUCAGGAAUGGAAUAUCAAGAAUUUUUGCCUGAUUUGGGAUGAGCCUCUAAGUGUGUGGGACAAAAUUUGAUCAUUAAAUAUCUCCCAAAUAUUGGCCAAAAUUCUGACCAAGAGGAGAGGAUCUGAGACAUGGAAGAUUCCCUGCCACAUCAGUCAUCAGUGAUUACAGCCCUCUAACAUGAGCUGGUGAACCCUGAAGAGACUCAGGAUAUGAGAACACAAAGUACAGGUGCCAGAUAGCUGAGGUGCAUAUCAAGAGAGUUAUUUCAGUGAGCCCAGACUCUUGCAUUUUCCCACACAUGGAAGAGCACUAAAUUCCUCCUGGGCUUGAAGCCCUCAAAAUUCCUGCUGAAUAGAUCAUAACUCUCAACUUUUAGGUUGUGAGUAUUUUUUUAGGUUUAUAGGUGUAAAAGAGACACUUUCCAGAGAGGAACAAAAGAAACAACACUUGGAACACUGGCAUCGAUGGUGGGCACUCCUAGAAAGAUCCAUAUGAUGAAACAAUUACAACGGUUGUCACUCCUUUUUCCACAAGAUUGUGGAAUGGACAUUGACAGUGGGGAAUUGUGACAGGGAAGAGCCAAAAGAAAAAGUCUCUUUCUUUUACUUUAACCUUUGCUUCCCACUGCUUUUGUUCACUAAAAGCAUAUUGCCUAUACAUAAUUGCCUGCCUUGGGGAACACUGCCCCUCUGCCUGAAUGCUAAACCAAAGUGCUUUUAUUCAGGGAAACAUCCAGACCCUGUUCCACAUGUGGAUGGCUGCAAGAAAGAAGAAGUUAACACAUCCUCUCCCCAGUGCUGGCCAUUGCAAUGGGUAUUUGCAAAAGUUAUGGCCUUUUUACUUUACUUCCUCAUCUCCUCCCCAUCUUUGUGCUGUAAAUGUAACUGGCAUCCAAACCCUAAUGAGAUGGUUAUUUUGAGACUUUAGUCUGCCAUCUUCUCUGUCUGCCUGCAUUCUGAAUAAAGUCAUAUUCCUUGCCUCAACACCUUGUCUCCAAUUUAUUGGCCUGUCAUGCAGCUAGCAGAGUGAGCUUGGACAUAGUAACAGUAGGUGUUUGAGGCUGCUAGAGAACUUUAUUCUUUGAAUAGAAAGUCAAAAUUUGGCCUCAAACUUCACUUGAUGAAAAUUAAAUCCCUUGCUAAGGUUGUUUAGGGCCAUCCAAAAGUAUUGACAGCUACUUUGAAUGUUUAUCUCAAACCAUUUAAUGCAAUAGUU
Molecule: messenger RNA, 9739 nt
Organism: Hippopotamus amphibius kiboko
Lineage: Eukaryota; Metazoa; Chordata; Mammalia; Artiodactyla; Hippopotamidae
Product: zinc finger protein 211-like
Biological process (GO): regulation of cytokine production; regulation of immune system process; negative regulation of transcription by RNA polymerase II
Source: RefSeq, a predicted model, not a curated record